Hypoxylon trugodes is the source of this 1621-nucleotide messenger RNA. Its product is annotated as Zip-domain-containing protein. Gene Ontology annotation, biological process: zinc ion transmembrane transport; intracellular zinc ion homeostasis. NCBI's taxonomy places the organism in Eukaryota, Fungi, Ascomycota, Sordariomycetes, Xylariales, Hypoxylaceae. Bases 137 to 1381 code for a protein of 414 amino acids. The record is from RefSeq and is a predicted model, not a curated record. Gene Ontology annotation, cellular component: membrane. Gene Ontology annotation, molecular function: zinc ion transmembrane transporter activity. The transcript is spliced from 4 exons.
CAUACCUAAUAAUAAGGAAAACUCCAGCUACGAACAUCCCUUCCUCCUAAACGAAUUUCCAAGGGAUUGCUCCCUCUUAUGGUUCAACCGAGCCAAACUCAUUUUGUGAAAAGAGUAUCGUAAAAUUGAAUUCACCAUGGGACAAACGCGUUCGACUUUCCAGAGCAUAUUGCUCUUCCUAGCUGUUCUUUUCGUGAGCGGUGUCGUAGCUAGCCAUAGCUCCGAGGGGAGUUCCGAGAGCGCGUCGCGUGCCUCGUUUAGCUUGGAUGAACUGGAGGAAAAGCUUCAAACUUGCUCAAUUGUACAAGAGCUCAACGCCGAGAAGCUUGCAGGUGCCUCCGAGACCUCGACUUUGACCUCCCAGAUCUUCGCAGUACUAUUCCCCGGUAGCCCCGCCGUAAAUGCUCUCCUCGCAACACUCUACAUCUCAGGACCACCCAACUUUCUAUUAGCACUAUGCCCGCCCAAUAUCGAUCCUUCUUCGUUGUCAGUUAUGGUGGCAUUUGCUGUGGGAGGAUUGCUCGGUGAUACGCUCUUCCACUUACUUCCCGAGAUCUUCCUCGGAGAGGAUUCCCCCGAACAUGUGCGAUUCGUCCUUGUUGAGCCUAACCGAAACCUCCUGUUGGGUGUUGCUAUAAUGGUCGGGUUUAUGACGUUUGUGGCUAUGGAUAAGGGACUACGAAUAGCAACGGGCGGUGAAGGACAUGAGCACAGCCAUGGAGGUCAUUCUCAUGAUGCACCAACACAGGCCAAAGCUACUUCAACCUCCGUAGAGGUUUCGAAUACGGAACUUACAAAGCGUAAGAAGGGUGAAAAGAGUGCCCCUAAAACUAAGAGGGAUGACGAAAAGGAGAUCAACCCGAGUGCCAAGCUGGGAGGUUAUCUCAAUCUAGUUGCCGACUUCACACAUAACAUCACCGAUGGGCUCGCCAUGUCGGCGUCUUUCUAUGCCUCACCUACUAUCGGCGCUACGACUACGGUAGCCGUGUUCUUCCACGAAAUCCCCCAUGAAGUCGGAGACUUUGCUCUGCUCGUACAGUCUGGUUUCUCAAAACGGGCCGCGAUGGGCGCUCAAUUCGUCACGGCCCUUGGAGCUCUCCUAGGAACCCUAAUUGGCAUUGCUGUUCAAGAAUUCGGCGGCGGCAGCGCAGACGGCAGUGGAAUCGGGAUGACUGGCGGUAUUUGGGGCACUAGCCUUACAUAUGGUGACCUCUUGCUCCCCUUCACCGCCGGGACAUUCUUAUAUGUCGGGACCGUAGCCGUGAUCCCGGAACUAUUAGAGACUGGAUCUAAUAAGGCUCUCGAGCUUCGGAAGAUGAUUGUGCAGUUUGCUACUAUUGCAUUGGGUGCUGGUAUCAUGCUUUACAUUUCAUGGGAUUAAGCAUUAGAUUCGGUGACAUAGAGGGAUUGGUUAUAGAAUGGGGUUUUGGGGGUAGAUAUGUGAAUCUAUAGAUUUACGAGUCACAUUUGCUUACUAUGAGAUUCGUAAGUUGAUGUGGAUCGAGAGAAUACUUCAUUUCACUUACUAAAUCUGGUUCCACUAUUUUACGCGUCCUUUACCCAGCAAGCAAAUAUUGCGAAACGGUGAACAUCUCGAAGGGCGGAAAGACCCAUCACCAGA